GCGGACCACAUCAUUGUAUUGCACACCUCUAAAAAAACAGUGCUCUGAUUCAUAAAUAUAAAAAGAUCCUCUGAGGAGGGCACUUUUGUGAUGGCAACUUCACUUCUAGGGGAGGAGCCGAGAUUGGGGUCGACUCCUUUAGCCAUGUUGGCUGCGACGUGUAACAAAAUCGGGAGCCCAAGUCCCUCGCCGUCCUCUAUUUCGGAUAACUCGUCUUCGUUCGGAAAAGGAUUCCACCCGUGGAAACGAGCGACAGCCAGCAGCUGUAGUUUAGGAUCCAGUUUAUCCUCUUUCACUCGGAAUGGCGGUGGUUUAAGCGACUCCUUUGGCACGAACACUUCCACGGGAUCCAGUGCCUUUUCCUUAACUUCUGGUACUUCAUCCAACUCCCACUUCGGAAACGACUACUCCGUUUUCCAGGCGUCUGUUUCCAACAAUUCCCAAGAGCCCAGCCAUCAGCCCAUGUUUAUUUCCAAGGUGCACACGUCCGUGGACAGUUUGCAAAGUAUCUACCCGAGAAUGAGCGUGGCGCAUCCCUACGAGUCGUGGUUCAAGUCCUCGCACCCUGGCAUACCCACCGGAGACGUGGGCACCACGGGUGCAUCUGCAUGGUGGGACGUGGGAGCUGGUUGGAUUGACGUGCAGAACCCGAACGGAGCCGCGCUACAGACGUCCCUUCACUCUGGAGGGCUGCAGACUUCUUUACACUCUCCUCUGGGGGGAUACAACUCAGACUACUCGACUUUAAGUCACUCUGCCUUUAGUACCAGUGCGUCUCCGCACCUGCUGACCACCGGUCAGCAUCUCAUGGACGGAUUCAAACCCGUGCUGUCCUCUUACCCGGACUCGAGUCCCUCUCCUCUGGGUGGAGGAGGUGGUUCCAUGCUGACAGGGGGUCCGACGGCCUCGUUGGCGGGAUCCCCGCGUUCUUCAGCGCGACGCUACUCGGGCAGAGCGACUUGUGACUGUCCGAACUGUCAGGAGGCGGAACGGCUCGGUCCAGCUGGGGCAAGCCUCCGCAGAAAGGGGCUUCACAGCUGUCACAUUCCCGGCUGCGGUAAAGUGUACGGUAAAACUUCACAUCUCAAGGCUCAUUUGAGGUGGCACACUGGAGAAAGGCCGUUUGUGUGUAACUGGUUGUUCUGUGGAAAAAGGUUCACUCGCUCCGACGAGCUCCAGCGACAUUUACGCACGCACACCGGCGAGAAGCGCUUCGCUUGUCCCGUGUGUAAUAAGAGGUUCAUGAGGAGCGAUCACCUCAGUAAACAUGUCAAAACGCACAGUGCCGGAGGGUCUUCGGGGUCUGGGGCGAGUGGAGGGAAACGUGGGAGUGAUACCGACAGCGAACACAGCGUGCCCGGUAGUCCCUCUUGCCACUCACCUGACCUGUUGCAACCUCCCGAGUCUGCCAACAGCGGCCAUGAACGGCCGUGCAAACUCCCUCGAUUAAUUCCGUUCAAAAUGCACCUGCACGAAUCUCGAAUGAGGAAGACUUGAAUUGACUAGAAAUCUAUUUGUCGGUGCGCAAAAGGGUUAUGGUUAGUCGUUUGGUAACACUU
This is a messenger RNA of Triplophysa dalaica, 1559 nucleotides long. RefSeq names its product sp8 transcription factor b (gene sp8b). The record is from RefSeq and is a predicted model, not a curated record. NCBI's taxonomy places the organism in Eukaryota, Metazoa, Chordata, Actinopteri, Cypriniformes, Nemacheilidae. Gene Ontology annotation, molecular function: DNA-binding transcription factor activity, RNA polymerase II-specific; RNA polymerase II cis-regulatory region sequence-specific DNA binding. Gene Ontology annotation, biological process: regulation of transcription by RNA polymerase II.